ACCCCUUUCCCGUCUGACCCAGGGAGUGAGCGGGCGAGCGCGAGCGCCUGUGGCUGGCUUUGUCCCUCGCCGCUCUCCGUACUCCGAGGCUCCCGGCUCCGCUCUCUGUCGGAGCGCCUCUUUCCAAGAUGGCGGCGGCGGGGCUGGCUCUGCGCGGCCGCGGCUCUGCAGCCGGAGCGUGAGGGAAAGAGGCGGCCGGACCGCGGCCUUCCUCCCUCCCUCUCCUUCCCGCCGGGCCGGGCUGCAGAGGGGCUUCCGGGGGCGCCAUGCCAGCCUGCCUGCACGCAUGAGAGACUCCGCCGCCGCCGCCGCCGCCAUGGAGGAGCCCGAGCCCAAGCGCGGCUCCGACUCGGCCACCACCAGCAGCAGGCAGGAGAUCAGGCCUGAAAAUGUUUCUUGGAAGAUAUCUGAGUCUGAUCCUGAGGAAUUAUCAGAUGAAACAAAUACUGAAACUUUCUAUGGAACGUCUCCUCCUAGCACCCCACGGCAGAUGAAACGCUUAUCAACAAAACACCUAAAAAGUAACGUUGGGAGACCUACCAGCCGUUCUGCUCUGAAAGAAAAGAUGAGCUCACCAAACCAGCUGCCUAACAAAGAGAGUGUCAAAACUGUUGAGAACUCAGAAGAACACAGCUACAAGCAAGGGAAAAAGAUCCGAGCCACCUUAAGGACAACAGAGAGGGAUCACAAGAAAAACGUACAGUGUUCAUUCAUGUUGGAAUCGGUUGGUGGGUCCUUGCCAAAAAAGUCCAUUUUAGAUGUUGAUCUCAAUAAGCCUUACCUCAGCCUUGGCUGCAGCAAUGCAAAGCCUCCAGUAUCUGUACCUGUGCCUAUAGCCAAAACCACACGGCAGACUUCCCGAACUGAUUACCCAGCCGACCGCCUGAAGUUCUUCGAAACCCUACGGCUUUUGUUAAAGCUUACCUCAGUUUCCAAGAAAAAGGACAAGGAGCAAAAAGGCCAAGAAAGCACUUCCUCUGUUGAGUUAAACCGAUCCAAUGAAUUGAUCUGGCUUGAACUACAAGCUUGGCAUGCAGGCCGGACUAUUAACGACCAAGAUUUCUAUUUGUACACAGCCCGUCAAGCCAUCCCAGAUAUUGUCAAUGAAAUUCUUACUUUCAAAGUGAACUAUGGGAACCUUUCUUGUAUAGAAAAUGGAGCCAGUCUUAAUGGUACAUCGGGAAGACUGUGUAAAGCAGCCUAUGGAGCUAGUGCUGUGGGCUACUCAAGCUACCAUGAACACCUCCAUCGACAGCGGGUCUCGUUUGAACAAGUAAAGCGGAUAAUGGAGCUGCUAGAAUAUGUAGAAGCACUUUAUCCAUCUCUGAAGGCCCUUCAAAGUGACUAUGAAAAAUACGCUGCAAAGGAUUUUCAGGACAGGGUGCAGGCACUCUGUCUUUGGUUAAACAUUACAAAAGACUUAAACCAGAAACUAAGGAUUAUGGGAACUGUUUUGGGCAUCAAGGAUCUCUCUGACAUUGGCUGGCCAGUGUUUGAAAUCCCCUCUCCUGGUCCGUUCAGGGAUAUGGACCCAGAAGAUGAGGACAGGGAAACUUCAGGGGCUUGCACAGAGGAAAGCGAAGAUGAAGAAGAAAUCUCAGAGGAGAGUGUGGAGGAACUCAGACAAGCCAUCCAGAAUAAUUUUCCUAGUAGGCCAAAUUUUGACUUUGAGGCACAGGAUCAUUUGUCCAGAAAGUUUGACAGGCUUGAAUCCGAGGAUGACUCAACCUGCUGGGUUGUCACAGAGUGCAGUGGUGAGGCCGGCUGCAGCAGACACUGUUUGACCUCUAUUUAUAGACCAUUUGUAGAUAAAGCACUGAAACAAAUGGGGUUACGAAAGCUAAUUUUAAGACUGCACAAGUUAAUGCAUGGUUCCUUACAAAGGGCCCGAAUGGCAUUGAUAAAGAAUGAUCAGCAGUUGGAGUUUUCAGAAUAUCCAGAUCCCAUUUUAUGUUCAGAUUACGUGCAGUUGUCAAAUUCUCCGCCUUCUUCAGAUCAAAAAUGCAGUACUGUGUCAUGGGAAGAACUGAAAGCCAUGGAUUUACCAUCUUUUGAGCCGGCAUUUCUAGUUCUUUGCCGAGUCCUCCUCAAUGUUAUCCAUGAAUGUCUCAAAUUAAGAUUGGAACAACGACCUGCAGGGGAGCCAUCUCUCUUGAGUAUUAAGCAGUUAGUACGAGAGUGUAAAGAGGUCCUGAAGGGUGGUCUGCUAAUGAAGCAAUAUUAUCAGUUUAUGUUACGCGAGGUGUUAGAUGAUUUACAGAAGAACAACUGCAACAUCGACUCUUUUGAAGAAGAUCUGCAUAAGAUGUUAAUGGUAUAUUUUGAUUAUAUGCGAAGCUGGAUCCAAAUGCUGCAGCAGUUACCUCAGGCAUCUCAUAGUUUAAAAAAUCUCUUGGAAGAAGAAUGGAAUUUCACCAAAGAAAUUACUCCUUAUAUACGAGGAGGUGAAGCUCAAGCUGGAAAACUGUUCUGUGACAUUGCAGGUGUGCUGCUAAAAUCAACAGGAAUCUUUCUGGAUGCUGGCUUACAAGUGAGCUGUGCCGAGUUUUGGGCUAGUGCUGAUGAUAGUUCUGCUUCAGAUGAAAUCAGGAGGUCUGUUAUAGAGACCAGCCGAGCACUGAAAGAGCUGUUUCAUGAAGCUAGAGAGAGAGCAUCCAAAGCUCUUGGCUUUGCCAAGAGGUUAAGGAAGGAUCUUGAAAUAGCAGCAGAGUUCACAUUGUCGGCUUCUGUGAGAGAGUUUCUCAGUGCCCUCAAAGCACAACAGUACAUGAAGGUACAAAUCCCUGGACUUGAAAAUUUACAGAUCUUUGUGCCAGAUAACCUUGUGGGGGAAAAACCUAUUAUCUUGCAGUUGCUGAAUACAGCUGCAGGAAAAGACUGUUCAAAAGACUCCGAUGAAGUUGCAAGUGAACCAUUUUUACUUAUGACAAAAUACAGUGAAAAAGAUGAUGAAGUUAUUGACAGCUGGAGCAUUUGGGAAGGGCAGCCUAUUAAAAUAGUCCCUCAGGUGGAAACUAUUGACACACUGAGAAGUGUGCAGGUUGAUAACCUACUCCUUGUCGUCAUGCAACCUGUUCAUCUUGUGAACCAGAGAAAAGCUUUCCAACAGGUUUUUGAAGGACUGAUCUCUCUGCAUCAGGAGCAAACAUCCAGCCAACCAGUCAUUGCUAAAGCUCUACAGCAAUUGAAGAGUGAUGCUUUGCAGCUGUGCAAUAAGAUAAGCAGUGCGCUUGACAGAGUGGAGCGCAUGUUCACAUCAGAGUUUGAUGCAGAGAUUGAUGAGUCAGAAUCAGUCACUUUGCAGCAAUAUUAUCGAGAAGCCAUGAUUCAGUGUUACAACUUCGGUUUUGAGUAUCAUAAAGAAGUCAUUCGUCUGAUGUCUGGAGAUUUCAGACAGAAAAUUGGAGACCAGUAUAUCAGUUUUGCAAGGAAGUGGAUGAAUUAUGUCCUUACAAAAUGUGAAAGUGGUCGAGGCACCAGACCCAGGUGGGCAACACAAGGUUUUGAUUUUCUUCAAGCCAUUGAGCCAGCCUUUAUUUCCGCUCUGCCAGAAGAUGACUUCUUGAGCUUACAGGCACUGAUGAAUGAAUGUAUUGGCCAUGUCAUUGGAAAGCCUCACAGUCCUGUAACAGGUUUGUACCUUGCUCUUCAUCGGAAUAGUCCCCGACCUGUGAAAGUACCUCGAUGUCAUAGUGAUCCUCCAAAUCCUCACCUCAUCAUCCCAACGCCUGAAGCAUUCAGCACAAGGAAUGUCCCAUGUGAUGUACGGAACCAUUGCAACCCUGCUCUUAGUCGCCCCGUCCCCUUCGGAGGUGACUCUGCUCAGCCAAAACCUGUCAGCUGUACAAAUGAUAUCAGAGGUUCCAGUGUUCCAGAAAAUGACCGACUAGCUUCAAUUGCUGCUGAACUACAGUUUAGGUCAUUAAGCCGCCACUCAAGUCCCACUGAAGAACGAGAAGAACCAUCUUAUCCAAAAGGGGAUUCAAGCGGAUCUGCCCGAAGAAGUUGGGAACUUCGAACUCUCAUCAGUCAGACCAAAGAUACUGCGUCCAGGCAGGGACCCAUGGAAGCAGUUCAGAAAUCUGUUCAGCUCUUUGAAGAGAAGAGAUACCGAGAAAUGAGGCGGAAAAAUAUUAUUGGCCAAGUUUGUGACACUCCAAAAUCUUAUGACAACGUAAUGCAUGUAGGUUUGAGAAAGGUGACUUUUAAGUGGCAGAGAGGAAACAAAAUUGGAGAAGGCCAGUAUGGAAAAGUCUAUACCUGUAUCAGUGUUGACACUGGUGAAUUGAUGGCCAUGAAAGAAAUAAGAUUUCAACCAAAUGAUCAUAAAACAAUCAAAGAAACUGCAGAUGAGCUGAAAAUAUUUGAAGGCAUUAAGCACCCUAACUUGGUUCGGUACUUUGGUGUAGAGCUCCAUAGGGAAGAAAUGUAUAUCUUCAUGGAAUACUGUGAUGAAGGAACUCUGGAAGAAGUGUCAAGGCUGGGCCUCCAGGAACACGUCAUUAGACUCUACACAAAGCAAAUUACAACUGCCAUCAAUGUGCUGCAUGAACACGGCAUAGUGCACCGAGACAUCAAAGGAGCAAAUAUCUUUCUCACGUCAUCAGGAUUGAUAAAGCUGGGGGAUUUUGGCUGUUCAGUAAAAUUAAAAAAUAAUACACAGACAAUGCCUGGUGAAGUGAACAGUACACUUGGGACUGCAGCAUACAUGGCUCCUGAAGUGAUAACUAGAGCUAAAGGAGAAGGUCAUGGGCGUGCGGCUGACAUCUGGAGUCUAGGCUGUGUUGUGAUUGAAAUGGUCACAGGGAAGAGGCCCUGGCAUGAAUUUGAGCACAACUUCCAGAUCAUGUAUAGAGUAGGGAUGGGGCAUAAACCUCCCAUACCUGAAAGGAUAAGUCCAGAAGGGAAGGACUUUCUUUCUCAUUGCCUGGAAAGUGAUCCAAAGAUGAGAUGGACUGCUAGCCAGCUCCUCGAUCAUCCAUUUGUCAAGGUGUGCACAGAUGAAGAAUGAAGGUAUAUGCAACACGUGGCCUCUAGUACUCUAGUAGUGAAAUCUCUCUUAAUCGCUACCGUAUGUAAUAUUUACAUAAAGACUGUUGAACAGUGUACAAACUCAAAAACUAACCCUGACUGAAGACUGCACAAGUGAUCCAGUCACUUCUUUUGCUGCUCUUGUAUGUUUCCCUUGGCACACGUUGCUUCCGUGACAGCGCCCACAAUUUUAAAGAAGCUGCAUGUUUCAGUGAAAGUGCCAUUACUACUGUAGAAUGGACCAUGACCGUAUUUCUGUCCCUUCUCCACCUUUUCUCAUAUGAUUGAGAGACUUGUAAUGUUAAUAUGUAGUAUUUUUGAACUUUCUCAGUUCAAAAAGAAAAAAGAAAAAAAGGUUAGUGUUUUCAGACAUUCUGGAUCUUGUUUUUAUCUCCUGUUUGUUGAGUGCACUGACUGUGAACUUCUACCUUUUUUGUUUUGUUUUUUUAUUGGCCAGGUUCAGAUUUGUUAAGCUAAGGCUGAUUGAUAAAAUUUAAAGGCUUUUUCUCAAUAAAUUGUUUAUUUUAGGA
Molecule: messenger RNA, 5561 nt
Organism: Anolis sagrei ordinatus
Lineage: Eukaryota; Metazoa; Chordata; Lepidosauria; Squamata; Anolidae
Gene: MAP3K4
Product: mitogen-activated protein kinase kinase kinase 4
Biological process (GO): MAPK cascade; protein phosphorylation
Molecular function (GO): protein kinase activity; ATP binding
Source: RefSeq, a predicted model, not a curated record